UUAUUAAUAAACUGUUGGCACUAGUUUUGUUGUCAGUUACUAGCUGCGUACGGCUAAUAAUAAGAUGCGACUGGUCUUGCUUAAAUCAUGACACAAAUCCAAGUAUUUGUGCACAACAUUAGUGUUAUUUGCUGUUUUAUUAUCUAUCCUUAGCUUUUAUUUGUUUGAGAAUGCUAAAUUAGCUAGUUUGCUUUUACGUAAAUGUUUUCGCAAGCCACGUAGCCAGUUAGCUAGCUGACUUGUCUCAGCUGGUUUCUACUGUUGUUAUGGAUGAGGAUUUUCUGCUUGCCAUUCAACUGCAGGAGCAGUUCAACAGUGAGUACGAGACCUCAUUGUUUUCAUCAAACGGCUUCGAGGAUAAUGACUUCGGACACAGCAGUAAGAAACGUAGAGUGGAGGAAACUGGAGGUGGUAGCGAUGUUGUUCCCAAACGGAAGCCGGCUCCACAGUCUGAGCGACCGCUAAGCAUCGUGGACGAAUCCUGGGAGAUGCUGGACCCCAGCCCAGAUGUCAGGGCUAUGUUUUUGGAGUUCAACGACAUGUUCUUCUGGGGGAAGCUCAGUGGAGUGGAGGUGAAGUGGAGCCCCAGAAUGACAUUAUGUGCUGGUGUGUGCUCUUAUGAAGGCCGAGGCGGGCUGUGCUCCAUCCGACUCAGUGAGCCGCUACUAAAGCUUCGACCCAGAAAAGACCUGGUGGAGACCCUUCUCCACGAAAUGAUCCACGCUCUCCUGUUUGUGACUCAGAACAACCGAGACAGGGACGGCCAUGGACCCGAGUUCUGCAAACACAUGAACAGGAUCAACAAGGCCAGUGGGACGAAUAUUACUAUCUACCACACCUUCCACGAUGAGGUUGACGUGUACCGGCAGCACUGGUGGCGAUGCAGCGGGCCCUGCCAGAGUCGUAAGCCUUACUUUGGUUUUGUGAAGAGAGCCAUGAACCGGGCUCCGUCCUCUCUGGACCCUUGGUGGGAGGAUCAUCAGAGAACGUGUGGUGGGACUUAUACCAAGGUCAAGGAGCCUGAAGGAUAUGGCAAAAAAGGCAAAAAGGAAGGGAAGAAGGCUUUAGGAAAUGGCAAGCCUUCAAGUACAACUACAGGUUCUGGGUCACAGGAUAUAAGGAACAUCAUCCCAUUUAGUGGGAAAGGUUUCCUUCUGGGUGGGAAGUCCCAGAAUUCUGUGUCUUCCUCAACAUCUCACACAGUCUCAGUUCCUGUUGUGAAAACACCUUUACCGUCCUCCAUCUCCUCUCCGAAGAAAUUCCUCACCCCCACGUCUCCAGCCAAAAGUGUCACCUCUCCAGCUUCCUCUGGUCUGUUUGAUCAAACUAAAGGAAUCUCUAGUGGUCUAACCUCCAUCAGACCAGCUACCUCCACAGCAGGAAAGCCACCUGUAAAGAGGUCUGUCGGCAACACAAGGGCUUUUGUCAACAUCAAUGGCUCGCCUGUAAAAAUGCCAAAAUCCCAGUGCAGCGGUGGGGGCCAGGGAGCAGAUCAGACCAAACAGAAGUCCAUUCAGGAUCUUUUUAAUAAGACAAGCCUCAGGAAGCCAGGGAGUCAGGCCUCUAUCGCAAACACAGAGACUAAAACGGAUGCAGUGCUGUCACCAAAGAUUCUCUCGACCUCAUCUUCCUCCAUAUCUACUAAACAAAAUAACCACUUGACUUCCUCUCCCUCUGCCUCUGAUCCCAGCUCUAAGUAUUCACCUCUGCUUUCUACAGCUUCCCACGGCAACACCACAAAACCAACUCAGUCCAAGUAUUUCAGUGAUGGAAGUGGCACCACAUCAGGGGCUACAGGUGGAGGUCAGACCUCGAGGAAGAGGUCGUGGGAUGAUUACAGCAGCUCAGCCAGCAUCUUUGAUUUCUUCCAGAGGACAGUAGGCAGCGAAUCGGCAGCGUCAAGGGAAUCAAUAAAAACAAAAUCACCUGCAAUGCAGCAAAAUGCCAUAACCAACACCACUUCAUCCUCCACCUCUACUUCUGUUCAGUCCUCUGCAGGACUGCACAGUGGUGCCUCCUCUUCCUCAUCUUCCUCCUUUGCACUGAUGGUCAGUUGUCCUGUGUGUCAGACAAAGGUGCAGGAGUCAAAGAUCAACGAGCAUCUGGAUUCCUGUCUCUCCUGAAGGAGUUUUUAAAACAACCGACUUUUAAAAAAGGCAUGAAUGCCUGGCAGCAUCUGUGCCUUAACUGCACCAACAGAACUAAUUUAUAGUUAAUGUGAGGUUCAUGGUCUCCUGUUGCCUUUUAUCAUACAGGGUUUUCCAGAUUUGGGUCUCCAUAAACACUGAACUGUGUUAAAAAUCCGUGACGAAAGCUUUGCAGUAAAGAGAUUUGAAGUUUUCUCUUUUUUGUAAAUAUACAAAUUCUGAUUUAAAUUCAGAAGCUGCUGUUUUGUGUGUUCAGCUUAUUUCAGCCCCUGAAGGUGGCUUGGUUGAGUUGUGGCUGCUGUAAUUUGAUGAAUCUUCCCCUCAGGAUCUGCAUCGCCUGCCCUUCAGUCAGCAGGAGACACCGACUGAUCUCUGCUGAUCUGUGGGAAUCAGAUUUCACACUCGUUAGCUUUUUAUUUCUGCUCGUCUUCAUGUUUACUCUGCACCAAGCUGCAGGUCGCGCUCUGCAAGGGCAUCUGAUUGUACACUGAUUUAAAUCAUGUUUGUUAACCAGAGACAUCUGCAGCUGAGAGAAUGAGGAUGGGAAUUUUAUUACGUCUUAGAAAAUGUUUGGAUUUAAAAUGCUUUAUGUUUGUUCUUUUAUAUGUUUUCUAAAGGAAAUUUUAGGAUUGUUAUUGCCAAAUAAACCUGUUUUUCUUGC
Molecule: messenger RNA, 2808 nt
Organism: Melanotaenia boesemani (Boeseman's rainbowfish)
Lineage: Eukaryota; Metazoa; Chordata; Actinopteri; Atheriniformes; Melanotaeniidae
Gene: sprtn
Product: SprT-like N-terminal domain
Exons: 5
Coding region: 267-2123 (618 amino acids)
Biological process (GO): DNA repair
Cellular component (GO): nucleus
Molecular function (GO): metalloendopeptidase activity; polyubiquitin modification-dependent protein binding; single-stranded DNA binding
Source: RefSeq, a predicted model, not a curated record